UUGUCAAAGAGUGUCGUCAAUAUGAAUACUGUUCACAACAGCGCCAGGAGUUUAUCGCAAACGGAUCUCAGAAUCAAUUGUAACCCAAAGGGCAGUUCGACAAGUAUUGCACAGACAGGCGCUGGCAAUGGUGGCAGUGGUGGGCCCUCACGGAUAGACAGGUCGCCGUCAUUUGUCAAGAAUAUUCGCAACCGAAUGAGUCUUCGGAGGGCUAAUCGACUCAAUUCACCCGAAAAGCAUGAAAAGAUGAGUCGUUCCUAUAGUCAUAAAACCCUUUUGUCUCACAAUCAAAAAAGUCAAUCAUUGAAAGCACAAAAUUUUGAGACAAAUGAGUGUUCAGAGAGUUUGGACAGAAUUUGGGGCGAAUUGAUUAAAUUGAAUUCCGAUUCUUCGCAAGUCAUUCAGAUUCGUCGCCAAAAGGGCCGCGCGUUUGGCUUUUUCGUGGCCCGCGGGACAGUCAACCACAUCAAAGGCGUUUUUGUUUCGCGUAUGAAAGACGAGGAAACGCAGAAGUGUUUGACAGGAGUUCUUGAGAUCGGAGACGAGAUUCUGGCCAUCGAUGGCGAGUCCGUGAAAGAGGCCAACAUUAUGCGAGUCAAUCAACUCAUAGCCAAUAAAGACACCAUUCGUCUCACUAUUAUUCCGUAUAUGAAUAAUAAAUAUCUUUAAUUGAUUUUCAUUUACAAAUUCAUCA
Messenger RNA from Medioppia subpectinata, 694 nucleotides. The record is from the annotation of a GenBank genome assembly. NCBI's taxonomy places the organism in Eukaryota, Metazoa, Arthropoda, Arachnida, Sarcoptiformes, Oppiidae.